Marchantia polymorpha subsp. ruderalis is the source of this 3623-nucleotide messenger RNA. The record is from the annotation of a GenBank genome assembly. Lineage: Eukaryota; Viridiplantae; Streptophyta; Marchantiopsida; Marchantiales; Marchantiaceae.
GACGAGAUUGGCAAUUGAAAGGCGAUGAGUUAUGGAGAUCACCGCGAGUGCAGGAGGGCGGCUGGUUGGGUUGGGCUGGGCUCGCUGGCUGGCUGUCCGUCUGUCUGGAUGUUGCGUGCCCAGAAGAAGCAGGCGCAGCAUCAAACCUGAAAGAAGAUGGAGAAGUCAAAUCCCAGAGGCAGAACGGGACGGUAGGCAGCGCAGCAAUCGUAGGUGCUCUUGUGCCAUGUGAACUGGCCAGCCACUGAUGGCAAGCUAAGCUAUGAAACACUCGAAUGCAUACGAUACUACUCAACGCCACUUCCUUUCCUCAAUUCUACUGUGACUGCUCGCACUCGAGUACCCCUUGAGUCUGUGUCUGUUUGUGCGGCCACGGAAGAUGGAGAAUGCCACGGAGCUAAGCUACACAGCGCAAGCCUGAGACGAGCCCGGACAGAGCUCGAGCUCGAGACGAGGGAAAGAAUGGGGGACAGGGAGAAAGGUGCGCGGAGACACUUUUGACUGGCAGCGAAGUGAACGAGUGGAGUGGUGAAGCGGGCCGAGAGGUUGGACAGGGGCGGAGAAGGAUGGCGACUUGAGUCGUUGAGCGCACACACAGACAGAUACAGAAAGAGAGAGGGCAGUAGAGUGGCAACGAGCAGUGUUGGUUGUUUUAAUCUUGACCGGAUUGGAUUGGGCUGAACGAUGAUGACUGCCUUCUCUGUUUAGUGAAUGCACUGCGGGUCGUGUUCGAGUUGAAACCAAGUCAUAUCAGGACAGAUAGGAAGUCGGAGCUCGAAGACUGUGGGGCUGGCUCGGCGUAGUGCGUUGCUUGUGGAGAAGGUGAACAUCUGGCAGGCUUCGGAAGUGGAGAGACAGGGAAAGGAGGACAGUCCUUGGUAUGGUGCUCACGAAGACACUGACAUGUUACUCACAAGCUUUCUCUGCGGUUAUUUGCACCGGAAGUGCGCAAUGUGCCACGCACCACAACCCGCCCCACCUCAUCCACCCUCAUCGUAGUUCUCCAUUUACUAAAGGUGGUGACCGUUUUCGUUCUCUGAUAGUUCACGCCCUGAGCCCACGGAUUUGAGUACGCUUUCGUUACUGUUCUGACAAGGGAGGAGGCUGAGAGCAGGGCUGGCGCUGCAGCUGCAGCUGCGCUACAUGAGGAUGGCUAUUGUCCUCCAGGAGUAGAUUUUGGAUUCGAAAUGAACUUGGUUUAUGAUCUAGUCGCUCUCUGCGUCUGCUGAUUCUUCUAUACACGUUGCAUUCGAGAUGCGGAAGUCAGGCAAAACUCGAAGGUCUCCUAAAGCUUGGCGCUCAAGUUUAGUGCCCUCCGAAACAUCAUUGCCCUACGGCUGGUCAAGGAGACAGUCUCGCUGAUCAAAACUGGCGAGUUACAGCAGGUGUCAUGGAUCCCACAGGACUUCAAAACCGCCUCUCUGGAGGAAAGAGGAGAAAAGAUGUUUACUCCGGGGAAGAAGAAGUGAUUCACGAGAGUCAUAAAAUUUCUAGACGUUGGAUUCCAGGCCGGGCAGAUGACAAUGUGGAGAAGGACAACCUAAACCAAGCUCUUGAUUAUCGUCCUAUGAGUGCGGAUCACUGGAUGCGACUACAGCAGCAGAAAUUAGAACCUGCAGCACCGACAACUCCUCUCAAUACUCCUAUGAAUUUACAGCAGCGAGCUAUGACAGUAGCUAGUUUGCACGACAUGCGUAACAUUGAAUCUUCUAAGCAGAUUAUGCAUCCCUGUCAAACUCCACAGACUUUAGCAUCGUCUCAACCACAACAACAUCAACAACAACAUCAGCAGCAACAGCAACAGCAACAACAACAACAACAACAGCAGCAGCAGCAUCAACAACAACAACAACAACAACAACAACAAUUGCAACAACAGCAGCAGUUGCAGCAACAACAGCUGCAGCAUCAGCAGCAGCUUCAACAGUCAUCUCAGCAUACAAACCAGCUUGCUAACGGUGUCCAGCCUCUCAAGUAUCAGCAUCAGCAAUUGGAAGCGGAGCAAAUGCAAAUGCACAUGCCGUAUCUAGACUUGGCAAACUCGAGUCGAGCGGUCAACAGCCUUCCUCCCUUGCCUCUCUCAUUCAGGCCUCCUCCAAUUUUUGCUGAAUCAGAUUUACGACAUUCUCCUACUUCUUCUUCCUCCAAUCCCUACCCUCUACAAAGCGUCUUGCCACAGAGACUGCCUCAGGGCAGCACAUUGCUGCCUGAAUCUGACGAAGAUCGCUAUUCGAACAUGCUUGGUUCCAGUCAAAGUACUGUGAUACAACAGUCGCAAUCAGGUCUAUCGGGAACGUCAAAUAGUUUGGUUUUACAAGAGCUACAGGCGUCUGCUGCGUGGUAUUCAUCAAUGCGGGAGCUGGAAACGCAACCCACAUCUAGCUCUCGCCUUGGACGAGCUAGUCUUUCCAAUGGGCAGAACCUUUCUAACGGGCAAAACCUUUCGAAUGGGAAAAAUGUAUCCCUCUACUCUUCCCCAGCUUUGAGCGAUCUGACAACUCAGGGUGGUCUCACGGCAUUACCAUACCAAGCAUGUCCUUCUGGGGCAUUCAGGGAUGGUCCUGUUGACCAGGAGCAAAUAUUGGGGGAUCCUCAAAGCCCAUUGCCAUAUGGGGUGUCGGGAUCUUCAUCUUCUUCUGUAAUUGGUCCUAAAGGUGGUUCUUCUAGUAUGCCAAGGCUCAACAAUAGCAAACCUGUGUUUCAGAACGACUUUACUGGACGGCGGAUGCUCCAACCUGGACCUUAUUGCCCGUCAAGUAGUGGAGCAGAUCUCCUUCUUCAACCCGCUAUUGUGGGAAAUUGUCCCGUGAAUCUGCCCGACGAAAAUUGCUUCAUCCAACGUGCUCCUCCACCAAAACCUUUGAGGACCUACACUAAGGUUUACAAACUAGGUUCUAUAGGCAGAGCAUUGGAUGUAACCCGAUUCAGCAAUUACGACGAACUUCGGUGUGAACUCGCACGGAUGUUCAACUUGGAAGGACAACUGGAUCAGCGGUCAGGGUGGCAACUGGUCUUUCGUGACAACGAAAACGACAUCCUUCUUGUAGGCGAUGAUCCCUGGGACGAGUUCGUGAGCUCGGUACGCGGAAUUCGCAUUUUAUCACCAUCGGAAGUAAAUUUCUAUAUGAAUGAGGAUCGAUUGGGUGCUGCUUACAACAAUUUAGGAACUGGAACUUUGAAACAGUACUAAGUGCUGCAAUGUCUUUAUUCGUGACGUUAGCACUUGACUGACCCGCCCAAGCUGCCGCAAAGUCGAGUGAACGGGAAAGCAAGCAUUGCAUCAGUCUCCUCAUAUCACAGUUAUGUUUAGAAAGCAAUAGUAGUAGAAUUCAAAAGUAGUCAUGGGUGGGGCCAUAGGCAUACUCCUGCACCAUGCGUACUGUGUUCUGCCAUACGAAAGCUGCCACAAACCCAUUGGCAGGUAGCUCGCUUUGAGGAGAACAUUUGUAUGAAAGCUUGCCUCUGUACUUUGUCACAUUUCAGCCAGCCGGAAUUAGUUUCAUGUGUGAACCCAACAUUGCCUUUACAUCGAACGAGGAUGGAUUCAGUUCGAUGAUUUGCAUUUCUCGGGUUUUCAAUUUUGUCAAAGAAUGUAAAUUGAAAUCCAUCGACAUACAUGCGUA